Molecule: messenger RNA, 522 nt
Organism: Endocarpon pusillum Z07020
Lineage: Eukaryota; Fungi; Ascomycota; Eurotiomycetes; Verrucariales; Verrucariaceae
Exons: 1
Coding region: 1-522 (173 amino acids)
Source: RefSeq, a predicted model, not a curated record
AUGGAGCAAUCAGGUUUACAGCACGUCCACCACACAAAGCUCGUUCAAGCCAACCGGCAGCUCGGUUUGCCCGACAGUCCGGAGGAGCAGACUCUCAGACCUGUUGGUAGCAUUGAGAAAGAGGACAUGAAGCAUGGCCCCGACCCUCGCCAGACUGGUGCUGAGGUCACCGGUGCACCAAAUUCAUUCUGUGCCAAUUCUAGCACGGCCGACCACCUCAUUCGCGUUGAUCGAUCAGAGAUCAUCACACCAAGAAUAUCUGAUGCCGGCUCUCUCAAACACGACAAUCUCCGCAAACUGCAAGCAGCCCUUGCGGACCCAACCCCCCUAGCACGUUGGCAGUCAGAAUCGGUAAAGGUCUCCGCAUGGAACAACAUGGGUGAAUGUGUGCUGGGAUGGAAUAGAGAUAGUGUAUCACCCGAAAAGAAAGAAGCACAAGAGGCCGCCUGUGCGAAUAAAAGUGGGGCGGAAGGGUGCGCUUCAACAAACGAUCGCAAGCUGGAUCAGUUGCCCAGUCAUUGA